This is a messenger RNA of Raphanus sativus (radish), 956 nucleotides long. Its product is annotated as octanoyltransferase LIP2p, chloroplastic. Gene Ontology annotation, molecular function: lipoyl(octanoyl) transferase activity. Gene Ontology annotation, cellular component: mitochondrion. Bases 77 to 934 code for a protein of 285 amino acids. Gene Ontology annotation, biological process: protein lipoylation. NCBI's taxonomy places the organism in Eukaryota, Viridiplantae, Streptophyta, Magnoliopsida, Brassicales, Brassicaceae. The transcript is spliced from 4 exons. The record is from RefSeq and is a predicted model, not a curated record.
UAAUUGGUUAAAUAAAAGUCCAAAAGAAAAAACAAACUCUAACUAAUAUCCAACUUGUUACAACUCUGGAGUGUUUAUGGAGUCGUUGCAUCGAGUAGAAACACUACUCUCUGGUCUCCAUCACCACCACCCUCGUACUAACUCCAACAGAAACAGAGUUCCCAGAUCUGUCAAGAUCUUAAACACAGCCAAUCAUGUAAACCCAAGAAAGUGUCAAUGUUUCGAUCUCUACGACCAAUUGGUUCCAUACAAGAAAGCUUGGACAUGGCAGAAAACCCUUGUCGACGAGAAAAAAACACUGAUUGAUAGAAACCAGGACUGUCCAGACACUGUGAUUCUAUUACAGCACUCCCCUGUUUACACAAUGGGAACUGGCAGCUCAGAGGAGUAUCUCAACUUCGACGUAAAGGACGCUCCUUUCGAUGUGUAUCGAACCGAGCGUGGCGGUGAAGUCACUUACCAUGGCCCUGGCCAGCUAGUUAUGUAUCCUAUAAUCAACCUUAGGAACCACGAGAUGGAUCUUCACUGGUACCUCAGGACGCUUGAAGAGGUUGUCAUCCGUGUUCUUUCCUCAGCUUUCUCCAUCAGAGCUUCUCGUCUUGAUGGUUUAACUGGUGUUUGGGUCGGCAACCAAAAGGUGGCGGCCAUAGGUAUCCGUGCGUCGACAUGGAUAACGUACCAUGGUCUGGCUCUUAAUGUCACAACGGAUUUAGCACCGUUUGACUCGAUAGUUCCAUGUGGGAUUAGAGACAGGCGGGUUGGGAGUGUAAAGGGCUUGCUUGCAGUUGCAGAUGGAGAACAAGGAAAGGUUGGUGAUUUGAGGUUGAUAGAUGUAGCUCAUGAGUCUUUGCUUAAGGAGUUCUCUGAAGUUUUCCAGCUUCAUAUCGAGAAGCAAACAGUUUCAGAUCCUAAUGUUCUGAAAGCUGAGGGAUAAAAGUUCUUUGCAAUCACUAUAA